AUGAAGCGCUUUGCUCUGUUGCUGAACGCUGGGCUCUCCCAUGCGGCCCUGCGGUUCGCCUGCUCGACCGUCUCUCUGCAGCGCCUCGACCCUCUUGUAGAGCCAGGCCAGAUACCUUCGGCCCACGUCCAUCAAAUCGUCGGCGGCAAUGCGUUCAACGCCACCAUGACUGGGGACAUUGGCGAGCAGGGCAGCUGCACGACCUGCGCGUACACGGAGGACUUUUCCAACUACUGGACAGCCGUCAUGUAUUUCAGGCACGAGAACGGGUCUUAUCACCGCGUGCCCCAGUACCCCAACGCCCAGCUGGGCACCGAUGGUCGAGACGCGCCAGAUAUCAACGCCGGCAUGACCAUCUACUACACGCAAAAGGACUUUAGCUCCAACGGAAAGCAGCACAUCACCGCUUUCAAACCAGGCUUCCGUAUGACCGUCGGCGCCCCGACGAGGAACACCCUCGCCGACGCCCGGGCCGAGCCGGGCCUCCGCUACACCUGCCUGCAGUCCAUCCUGACCCGCGGCAGCGAGACGCCCGACUUCCCCGCCCGGCCCUGCCCCGCGGGCAUCAUGGCCAUCCACCACUUCCCGGCCUGCUGGGACGGCAAGAACCUCGACAGCCCGGACCACCAGUCGCACAUGUACAGCACCACCAAGGGCGGCUUCCGCGAGGCCGGGCCCUGCCCGGCUUCGCACCCCGUGCGCGUGCCGCAGAUCGCCUACGAGACCAUGUGGAACACGACCAUGUUCAACGGUAUGUGGCCCAAGGACGGCAAGCAGCCGUUCGUGUGGUCCUUCAUGGGCAACGGGUACGGCACGCACGCCGACUACGUCUUCGGGUGGAAGGGCGACUCGCUGCAGCGCGCCAUGAACGACACGUGCAUGUUCCACGGCUGCGGCAGCCCGGGCAAGCAGGGGAUCCUCAAGACGCAGACCGUGGCCGAGAUGAACAAGUGCGCCGUGCAGAGGACCGUCGUGGAGGAGACGGACGGCUGGCUGACGGAGCUGCCGGGCCAGGCGCAGAUGACGGGGAUGUAG
Messenger RNA from Thyridium curvatum, 1035 nucleotides. RefSeq lists its product as uncharacterized. The record is from RefSeq and is a predicted model, not a curated record. The transcript is spliced from 2 exons. The coding region runs from base 1 to 1035 and encodes 344 amino acids. NCBI's taxonomy places the organism in Eukaryota, Fungi, Ascomycota, Sordariomycetes, Thyridiales, Thyridiaceae.